This is a messenger RNA of Cladocopium goreaui, 1642 nucleotides long. The record is from the annotation of a GenBank genome assembly. Lineage: Eukaryota; Dinophyceae; Suessiales; Symbiodiniaceae.
CUGAGCUAGUGGACAGCUGGAUGUCGGCCGAACUUUUGCUGGAAGUUGACUAUCAAGGAGAUCUUCGGCGAAUCAGUGUCACUCUGGGUGCACAGCUGAGGGCAGCAUUUGAAGAAAUCCAACUGGCAGUUUGCGAAGGCUUUGGCCUUGGUGAGGAGACUCUCGUAACUCUGAAGUAUGAAGAUGAGGAAGGUGAUCUUUGUACCCUUACUCCUUUGACUAUAGAGGACUUCCUGCUUCGCCCCAUCUCUUGUUCAGAGGAGUUCCACACUCCGCCCAAACUCCUCCUGAGCCGCCGUGGUGAAAUGUCAUCAAAGAGUUGCCACAGAGUUGCCACAGGCUCUAGAGGCUCUAGACCUGCACAAUACUUCUCAGGUGGGUUAAAAUCCAGGAUGUCUGGUGACCAGAAUCUCUCCCUGGAACCCCCGGGACGGGCCUCUGAAACUGGGACCCUGAACGGCAUAUAUGGCAUACCUUCCGUGACUGCAGUGACGGGCGUUCUGCCGGUUCUACGCAGCCUGGGUCCUGUGGCCUUGUUGGCAUGUCUCAAGGGGUUGCACGAGAGUGGACGACUCACUCCAGAAAUCUUGGCCAGUUUGAUGCUGCAAUUCUUACCCAUCUUUGCGCAACGCGUGCAACGCAAGGUAGAAAAGAUGAAUCGGAAAGGCCUGAAAAUGCGACAAGACAAGAACUUUAAGCCACUGAUGCACUUUAUCAAGAGACUUUGUAUUCAUUUCCAGGAAAUUCCUGAGACAAGGAACGUUCGUGAUGAUCUGCAGAAUUACUUGGCUGGUAGCGAGGCAGCGCGUCUUGGUGAUACCUUGGCAGAACUCUUGCGCUGUUUGGUCGCGUGCAGCUCGCGUUCAACGUUGGCCAGUGCGCUUUUGGCUGUUGCCAAGGAUAUCCUCCGAGUCGUGUUGCCAUGUGUCUUUCCUGAGAGCUUUCAAGACACCAGACCUUGUUCCGAGUGGGCUGCCAUCCUUCUUGGCGCCCCAGUUCAUGGAGGCAUCGCAUGUGCCCUGUGUCGGCAGCAGAACAUUGUGGGGCCGCGCUUCGAGGGCCAACAACAUGGCGAAGGUGGCGAAGGCCGAAGUUUGUGUGGACACUGCUUUGUGAAGGAGACAGUGAAGGGGAAAGCUGAUGAUUCCAGUUAUACGUGCCGCCUGGCUCCUCUUGGUUAUGAUGCAGAGGCGGCACUAGGAGAUAUCAACAGCAACUCACUUCCUAUGGCUGCCUUGCUGGCCAUGAAAUAUCACCCACUGGAUUCAUUGGUUUCCGCUCCUUCGCCAUCUCAAAUUCGACCUGGGAACUUGGAGUUGGUCCACUUCUGAAAUGCACGCCGCACAACCCAAGGACACCCAAGGUUCAUGUGGCACCUGCAUGUAAAGACAGUAGAGCAGGCGCCAUUUAAGAUAAUUGUUGGUUUGGAGGCCUAUGGAUUGGGCACACUGAUUCCAGAAAUUCCGAUUUCAUCACCUGAGGGGGAGACUUCGGAGUCCUUUUCAUUUCCAGGACAAUUUAUCACCAUUUGUCCGUUUGUGCUUGGUUUCUAUCCCCCAUGCCAAGUGAAGGCAGCAGUUGCAGGUGCGGGGACUUGUUGUGAUUCAAGUGUCCAUCAGGUGUGGCUAGGAAUAUGUUUAAU